Messenger RNA from Macrobrachium nipponense, 2622 nucleotides. RefSeq lists its product as uncharacterized. The record is from RefSeq and is a predicted model, not a curated record. The transcript has 3 exons. Bases 476 to 2149 code for a protein of 557 amino acids. Lineage: Eukaryota; Metazoa; Arthropoda; Malacostraca; Decapoda; Palaemonidae.
CUGUCGACCAGAAGCGAGGACUGACCAAGUAAGGACUACGCCAGUCUGGAUUUCAUGAUUAUCGUGAAGCUUAAUUUUUCCUUAUUUCGGGAUUAGUGUGAAGCUUUGUUUGUUGUCGCUGGUGAAUUGGAGUGAAGAGCACAAUGGCUGCGGCAAGCAUCUGAUAAUACUGGAACCUUCAACUCGACUGGAUUUCACAGAAUACGAGCAGGAUGGCUGCACUGAAAAGUCACGCGUGAGCGAUCAGCAUUGCCUUAAAGGCUUAUGUAGUACUACGUAUGUGGCCCAGUCUGACAACUCAAUAUCUUACAUCUCGUUGCAAGAUCCCUACUCUGUAUUAUCUAAAGCAUCUUGGAAAGUGCUUUGAAAGACAGUGACUUUUCAUAGGACAAAAAUCUGCUUAUGCCAGUGACGUUGCAUCCUAAGCAGAUAUGAUUGUACAAGUGUAGCCUAUAUAUAUUAGUGUGGAUAUAAUAUGGCUUCAUCAGCACUAAUUGUGUCUCCAGAAGUGCUGAGAAAUUUCAGACAUCGCCACAUCGUGACACAUUGGGGAAGGAAGGUUUUGUUUAUGGUAUUACAUAAUAGUUUUCUACAUGGACAAACCAAGACAAUCAGUGAGAUUCUCGAUGAUAAGAAACUAUUAACUGGGAAAUCUUUCAGUUACGAGGAAAGAAAAAAUCUCGCUGGUAAAUCUCCAGAGGACUUUGACAUCACGCUGCUGUAUAAAAUCUGCGAGCAGCUUUGGCAGCAAGGAGUUAACAACCCUGGCGAUGAACUGAGAAAAUUAGUGAAACUAAUCAAAGAUGAGAGGAACCCUGUUAACCAUGACAUGCCUGUUAGGUCAAGUAGAGAUUGGGAAAAUAGACUCAGAGAAUUUCAAGCAACACUCGAGGCAACUCUUGAUAAAACCAAGUCUUGCUUUCGAGUUCGGUGGGAUAAAAUUGAUCAGCUCAAAGUAGAGAUCCAGGAUGCUGUUUCAAAGCUGUGGAGUAAGAUCCAUGAGAAAUAUGAUCCCUCAAACAAAAAGGAUAUGGAAGAGUUUAAGAAGGAAAUAGCAGAGUUUCCGAGCGUGUUAUCUGAACUAGUAAAAGAGUACUCUCAAAGAGAAUUUUGUUCUUUUUAUAAAAGCCGCUGUAAGACUUCCCCCUUUGACUGGCUACCUCAGUAUUGUGUUGAAGACUCGUCUAAUAUCAUUAUUCCCUUACGAGUGGAGGAUGAUAAGCGGUUCAAUCAAAAUAUAAGUAUCAUUGUAAAUCAACAAGAAAUCUUCGACACAAAUAAAAUGGGAGCUGAUUAUGAAGUUUUGAUUAUAUCUGGUGAUGCAGGUUCUGGAAAGACCACAAUUCUUUGUUCCUUUGUAGAGAACUGGUAUAAGAAGACAAGUGAUAUACCACAAUUCUCUUCCUUCGAAACUCUGCUUUUUAUGCAGUUCAAGGAUCAGAAAUACGACAACUUUGAUGCAUACCUUAAAGGAUUGUUGCCACGGACUGUAGCUUAUUAUGAUUUCCCUCUUGUGAAAUCACAUAUCCUUGGUUCAAAAUGCCUAAUCUUUUGUGAUGGGUACGACGAGGCUAAUGUGAAUUCCAAGAAACUCUUUGAAGAAAUGUUAACACUGAAGUUGAAUGCUAAAAAGAUUGUCGUGACAACACGUUCAUGGAAUACUGAGGAACUAAUAAAUGUUGUGGACUCCAGAAAGUGUAGCAAAAUCAACCUCAAAGUUUUAGGUCUUCAGGAAGAGGAUUUCCACUUGCUCAAAGAAAAACUCAUCGACUGCCGGGUGGAAGAUACUAUCAAACGGCUAAAACUCAAAUCUAAGCUAUCUAAGAAAAUCAAAGAAAUGGACAACAUGACUAAAGAAUGUCUGAAAUCACCACUGCUUUUUAAGAUGUUUAUGCUUCUUUACGUUGAUCGCCCAUGUUUAAGGAAUCAACUAAGUACCUGGGAAACGCUUUACUCACUAUUGAAAAAGAACCUGGACCAGAGAAUCUUAAACAAGACACGAAUCUCUGAAGAGGAACUGGAGAAAUGCUAUGAAUUGUACUUAGCAUCGUCAGGGAAAGACAUGGAAAACUUGCAGAUUCGUUCUCAAGCGGUAAAGCAACACUUUAAUGCCAUCAUGUCAUCAUAUUGCAUCCUAGAGCAGGCGUGAUCCUCUGCAGAUUGCCAACUUAUUCUGCUAAAGCCACAGAAGUAAGCAGGAAUUUGCAAUUGCUAGCAAUCUCUGUGAUGACAUAUCAAAUCGAAGGCAUUAAGGAGAAAACAUUCUCCUAGAUGUGCUGCAGUCUAAAGCAUUAACCGAUACUUCAGUGUCAGAUAACAAAACUCUGUUUAAGGAAUUGGGGUGAGUCAUUUCCUUCGUACCAGGAAUACCCUAAUAAUGAUGCAUUAUACAAUCAAGUCAAAUGCUUUCAAAACUCUUCAUGUAUCAUAAAGCCUCUCUCAACAGAAGCAUGAUGAACUUUUGGAACCUUGCAUGGAAACUAGACUGGAUGAUCGAGGUUUGCAUUCACAUGCACAGAUGCUGUAAAAACAAAGCACAUACACUCAUUAAAUCACUUUCUGUAUUUGAUGGAAAAAUUAUUAAGUAAUCAUAUAUAUAUAUAUAUAUAAAUAUAUAUAUAA